Racocetra persica is the source of this 369-nucleotide messenger RNA. The record is from the annotation of a GenBank genome assembly. Lineage: Eukaryota; Fungi; Glomeromycota; Glomeromycetes; Diversisporales; Gigasporaceae.
AUGUUUUUUCUUAAGGAAAAUCAAAGAGAGGUUAAGAAAAAAGAAAAAGAGUUAGAAGCAAUUAAAAACAAAAAAAACUCCGAAUUGGAACAAUUAAAAAAUGAUAAAAGUAUUGAUAGUUCCCGAAAACAAGCCGAAUUAACAAAAAAAUUGGAAAAAUUAGAGCAAUUGGCAAAAGCCAAAGUCAACAAAAAUACUCAACGGCCACAAGCUGAUAAUGAGUUCCCAACUGCCGAUAAAUCGAAGCCAAAAAAAUACAUUUUGGCUAUGUUUCCUUAUCCAUCAGGCAGCGGUUUACAUGUCGGACAUAUCCGUAAUUAUACUAUUACUGACGCCCUGGCCCGCUUUUAUCGAAUGAAAGGCUAUGAG